UCGAUCCUCUCAACAGGAGCGAUCUUCUUCUUGCGUUCGAGCUAACUUUCUAACACGCUUCCAGCGCGUCGAUACACUCCCGCUGGCUUAACUCUUGUUUCACCGCGCUCCUCGCCGUUCGUCACUUUAUCGCGACGUUGAUAAACGGUGCUCCUCUCGCGCGUACGAGGAUCCGGGAAUAGUGCACGCAACGGGGCGAAAGAAACGUUGAGAAAAUAACGAGCCACGCCAGCUAUUCUUCCGGUUUCACUCCGCGCUGCAGAAACGAGCCGACGUGAAACAAUGGUGAACAAUCUCGCGAGUCAACCGAGAGAACUGUGGGCCGUUUACGCUUGGUGGUCGUGCGUUCUCGUUCUAAAGAUGAACGCCCUGACGUGGUUCACAGGCCAAAUUCGUGUGGCUCGACAGGUGAUCCAUAGCGAGGAGGACAGAAUGUGGUUCAACGGUCCCGAUGUAAUUUUAUGCCCGACAGGGGGCGGCCACGAGGACGUUGAUCGCAUCCGAUCCGCGCAUCGCCACGAUCUUGAAACCGUACUGACUUAUCUCCUAAUUACACCGAUAUGGCUGAGCACGUCGCCGUCGUUUCCUCUAGCUAGACUGAUCCUACCCUGUUUUGCAAUAGUCAGCGUGUCGCGCACGCUUCUGCACAUGAAAACUGUCAACCUGCACCGUUCUUGUAAAACGAUACUAUCCGCUCUCGAAUAUUCCAUUCUGAUUUACAUGUCCGUCGAAGCUGCACUCCAUUAUGCGUUUUAAAUCGAACGUUUCCAACCGCUUUGUACACACGAUCAUACGUCCAUUGUAUAAUAAAACACUUCAUGCUUCAAUAAAUUAAAUAUACCAAUACAAUAAUGUGGGUUUGUGAUGAACUGGGUUGGCAAGAAAGUAAUUACAAUAUUUGUGAAAUCUGUCAGAAUGAACGAUUAAAUUUUCAUUCCUAAUUACUAUGUCAAUGAUCGAUUAAAAUUUAAGAAGGUUUAAUCGCUAAUGCGGUGAUAAAAAAAUCUGUACAUUAUCUCUUUAUUGUUCAUUAACUGUUAGAUCAGUAUCUAUUUUUUUUAAUCGAUAAGUCGAAUAGAUAACGGCAACAGAAAAAAGACUAUACACUGUGUUUUCCUCGAGCAUCCUUCUGCUUCUUAAUUCUUAAUUAAUGAAUGAAAGAAACCGCGAAAUGAAUUAAUUACACUGUCUCAUACAGCCAUUAUGCAUGCACAUAGCACAAUAUAAUACAAUAUAAACCGCGAUAAACUGAAUCUCUAGUGCAUCUAAAAAUGGACGUCAUCGUAUCUUCAUUAUCAUUCAAUAUAAUAGAUAA
Molecule: messenger RNA, 1315 nt
Organism: Ceratina calcarata
Lineage: Eukaryota; Metazoa; Arthropoda; Insecta; Hymenoptera; Apidae
Product: prostaglandin E synthase
Exons: 2
Coding region: 283-756 (157 amino acids)
Source: RefSeq, a predicted model, not a curated record